AUGCCAAGAUUCAGAGUCCGCGUCAACGACACCGACCCCAUCUUCUUCUACUGCGGCGCCCCAGGCUCAUGCUACAAGGAGAAGAUGAUCGGCGUCAUAAACGAGAACUCAACCCAAACCCUCGACAAGCAACUCGAAGCAGCGCUCCCCCUGACAACCCAGAUCCUCCCCGGCGAGCCCUUCCCAACCGAGUCCGACGCCUCCCGCAACGACCACCACCACCUCAGCGGCGGCGCCAUCGCCGGCAUCGUCAUCGGCUGCGCCGCCUUCCUCAUCUUCGGCGGCCUCCUCGUCUACCUCUGCGGGCGCCGCGGCGGCCUCAAGCGCGCCUACCGGCAGCCCCCGCAGUCAGGCCAGGCAGGAGAGGUAGAGGCCUCGCACCCGCCCGUGACGGAGGUCAACUACAGCGCGCAGCCCAAGAGCCCCGCGACGCAAGGGUGGCGGAACAGCCAUUACAGCGAGCUCAGCGGGACGUACCGCGACCAGCCUACGCCCAUCGGCGGGUUCCCCGGCGCCAGUCCCCCGAUGAGCCCCCAGCCGCACUCCAUGCAGGCCUACUAG
Colletotrichum chrysophilum is the source of this 561-nucleotide messenger RNA. RefSeq lists its product as uncharacterized. Lineage: Eukaryota; Fungi; Ascomycota; Sordariomycetes; Glomerellales; Glomerellaceae. The transcript has 2 exons. The coding region runs from base 1 to 561 and encodes 186 amino acids. The record is from RefSeq and is a predicted model, not a curated record.